Penicillium subrubescens is the source of this 1584-nucleotide messenger RNA. Its product is annotated as cytochrome P450. Gene Ontology annotation, molecular function: heme binding; monooxygenase activity; iron ion binding. The record is from RefSeq and is a predicted model, not a curated record. Lineage: Eukaryota; Fungi; Ascomycota; Eurotiomycetes; Eurotiales; Aspergillaceae. Bases 1 to 1584 code for a protein of 527 amino acids. The transcript has 2 exons.
AUGUACUCGACAACACUCAUCGCCAUAUUUGGGCUGCUGGUGGGCGUGUACAUUAUAACGUGUCGUAAAUCAACAUCUUCUUUACCAUUACCACCAGGCCCAAAGCCAUUGCCGAUCAUUGGCAAUGUCCACCAAGCACCCAAAUCCCACGGCUGGAGGACAUAUCGCGAAUGGAGCAAGCAGUAUGGACCCAUCGUUCAUGUCAACAUGCUUGGACAGCCGGUCAUCAUUUUGUCUACGUCUGAAGUUGCCCACGAGCUCCUAGCGAAGCGUGGAUCCAUAUUUUCAGACCGACCUCGCCUUUUUUUGGCGACAGAGUUGGCCUUGAAAGGGCUCAACAUUCUCAUGAUGAAUUACACCGAGCAAUUUCGUCAACAUCAAAGGUUACAGGUCUCAGUCUUGAAUGCGACGCCGGCAGCCGCCUAUCUUCCCAUUCAGACUCUAGAAUCUCAGCAAUUAAUGCACGAUCUCCUAGAGAAUGCGGGUGGCGCUGGGACUGAUGUUCAAGGACACUUUCAACGUGCGGUUGCUAGCAUCAUUCAUACCUUGCUAUAUGGCUUCCGCGUCAAAGGCUACAAUGACCCAGGUCUUUGCGCCGUUAUAAAAUUCAACGAGGAGUUCUCCGAAUUUAUCCAGGUUGGAUCGCAUAUUGUUGACCAGUUCCCUGUGCUCAACAAUCUUCCAGGUUUUUUAGCUCCAUGGAAGGCUAAGGCUGAGAACCACUACCAGGGCAAGCAUCAUCUACGCCACCAAAACUUUAAACGAGGAGUGGAAUCGGAUGCCUGGAAUAUAUCAAAGCAUCUCCAGAAGACUGUCGAGAAAGAUAACCUCGACAUGCCCUUGGAGGAGUUGGCCUUCGAGCUUGGUACUAUGAUCGAUGCAGCACUGGACGGCACUACUGACAGUUUGAUCUGGCUCGUAGUGGCUUGCGUCACGCAAGGCCAGAGCUUUAUCGUCAAGGCACGCGAGGAACUAGAUGCCGUUGUCGGGCGCGACCGACUCCCAGUCUCGGAGGACAAGCCCAACCUGCCGUACAUUGCCGCUAUUGUCGAAGAAAUAUUCCGUUGGCGGCCUGCUGGCCCUGAGGGCGUCCCUCACCUGAACAGGGAGGAGACAGUCUACAAUGGAUAUACCAUUCCCAAGGGAUCCGUCAUUGUACCCAAUGUUUGGACAAUCUCCCGGGAAGAGGCAUUGUUUGGCGCAGACCCGGACGAUUUCGUCCCGGAUCGUUGGCUCGAGGAGGACGGCAAAACGCUCAAAGCCCUACCCGCAGCCGCCUUCGGCUAUGGAAGGCGAACCUGCCCUGGUCGUUAUUUUGCACGUAAUGCUAUUUGGAUUGUGGUCGCCCAACUGCUAUGGUCAUUCGACAUCAAGGCUGGUCUGUCUGAGGAAACAGGCGAACCCAUCGACAUUGACCCCCUUGCAUGCACCUAUGGUCUGGUUAUGCGGGCCCUGCCCUUUAAGGCUUCGUUCAAUCCUCGUGGGCCUUGGGUGCGUGAAGUGAUUGACAGAGUUGGUGACACUUACAGCAAGGAUCAUGAGACUUUGCUCAAUGAAAUUGGCGCAGAGUUCACUAAAUUGUAG